Molecule: messenger RNA, 2356 nt
Organism: Annulohypoxylon truncatum
Lineage: Eukaryota; Fungi; Ascomycota; Sordariomycetes; Xylariales; Hypoxylaceae
Exons: 2
Coding region: 220-1977 (585 amino acids)
Source: RefSeq, a predicted model, not a curated record
UUAUCUUUGUGAAGUUAUAUUGCAUCUGCGUGAACACAAGGCAGUUACACGAAGAAUCGUUUUAUCCCGAAAAGUCAGGUACCUAUUGGUACUUGAUACCCACAUCCAAUACCAUUGCAAAAGCCAGAUCUGGAGAUCUCUCGCGAUAUAACCUACUGCUCAUAAAUUAUUGCCCACUCUUCACUUAGUUGUUGGUCCUAAGUAGAUUAACCAUCCACGAUGGAUAUCUAUCUGGUACGAAUCCGUGAGCAGCCUGGGGGCUCGCUCUAUAUUGAUCGCAAAGCCCACGCAACAACCAAUGAUAACUACAUCGCGAUAUCCCAUGUCUGGGGAACCAAAGAAACUGUUCAAAAAUAUACAGUAAAUGGUGUCCCAUGGGAAGUAUCAUUGAGUCCCGGAAAGAAAGACAUCCUGUCUAUCCUCCGGCGUGAUGAUAUCUGCGGCGACGGCUGGUUCUGGAUGGACCUCUUCUGCCUUGACCAAUCCGAAUCACCCUCCAUCAGCAUCGCCGACCAGCUCAUGGCAAUACCCUCCAUAUACAAGUGCAGCCGAUGCGUCAAGAUUCUAAUAGAAAGCCCUGUAUGUAUGAAGUGGCAGGAGACCGCUAGUCAAGCCUUUGAACAAGGGCCUAUCAAUGAGGAAGCUUUCCAGGAAGAGGAAUUAGCCCACGGAAGGUCAUGUCCGUAUCUUCUCUUUGCGGAUCCAUGGUUUGAUAGACUAUGGACGCGACAGGAAGGCUUGUAUGCGUGUGUGUUAGAUCUCAUUAUCCUUAAACCAGUGUCAUGCAGGCGCCACAGUCGAGACCCAACUAGCGCUUGGAUAGCACACGGGACUCUCUUAGCACAUCGUUUCAGAGCGGAGACCUUUCUCCUAGACAAGCUCGCCUAUCAUGGCCUACAGCCACUGAAAGCGAAAGAAUCAUUGUUCUCCCUCUAUUUCGACGUCAUCUACAAACGUCAUGUCAAUAUCACAUUGGCUUACGACUGCGAGUCAGGGCCGGAUCCUAAGUACAACCCCAUCGUGGAGGCAUGGAGGAGCCAGCGAUGUACGGCCAAAGCACGCGACUACGUUCUUGCCGUGUUUCCAGACGUAGAUGGGUACAAUGUCCCGGUUGGGGCAAAGAAGAUGAGCUUUCCCGAACUUCUACUCGAUGCCAUCCACCAGCCCGCAGUCUGUAGACAAUUCAAAUUUGCACCGAAGGUCCCACGAGGAAUGGUGUCGCCCUCCGGGAAAGGCACAGAAAGCAUCUUACCGUGGCUCAUCGAUACGCCAUCCAACAUUGGUGAGGCCUACGAUACAUUCACCGCGAACAAUACGACUUCCGGGACAGACAGCCGUCCCGGGGGCAUUCAUGGUAAUAUCGAAUUAGAAGAUAUCACCUUCACUAAAUCCGGCUUGUGCGCACUCAAAGAAGACUGGAAACGUACCACGGACAUCUAUCGGCACGUAGUGCUUGCAUCUCCUUCCGGUCCCUGUACCGGCUCGCCGCGACAGGAUGUUAGCGACGACGGAGGACUUUUGCAACAGUACUUCGCGCAAGAGUUCAUGCAUAUCGCUGUGUCGCAGUACCUACCCCAGGAAAAGAUGAAUGCAUUGGAGCUUCAGACCAACGGUGUCCUCCCCUUUGAUAGGAUAAGAGACAUCCCAGAGGAAGUUUAUGCGCGUGAGCUGAAACGCUUCCUCGUCUGCCUGAUAUGUGGUGCAUCGUUAUUCACCGCCGACAAAGUGCUGGAGACAGCAGAUGUUGUACGUGUAUCGACGCUUUACGGGCCUCUGUUGGGCGUAAUGCAUAGAGAAACGAAGCGGGUAGCCAAGCAAGACCAGCUAAUGCUCGCGUGUAGCCCAACGUGGGACCUUCAGGGUUUCUAUAUCGGUCUACGGGUUGGUGAUGGAAUGUCAGUCAGAGGCCGGACCAUCAUUCCGAAUAGCAGUGUCUGGGACUCCAUUGAAAACCUAGCUAAAACAUUGGAGUCUUGAUGUCUACGCUAUAUUAGCCAUAGUGCCUCCCCCUCGGGCACCUACUUCCCCAAAAUUCUAGGCUUUGGAAGGCCCAUUGUGGCUUUUAGCUAGCUAAUAUAUUGGUCCAUAGUAUCCUGCUAGGGCAAGGCUUCGUGUGUGGAAGGCCUGGGACGAUGCAAGUAUCGCCCGUUCCUGUUUACUAGAUUGAAUACCUCGCUUAUGGCUAUAAUAUGUGAACCAGAUUAGUAACUACUACGUAUGUAAUACUUUGGCAGGUAUUUUUGUCAUAGGUUCUACCAGGUACCUACCUAGUUAGUAUCUCAACUUGAGAUCACCAAUUUCAGGCUAUCCCAGCAGAACAGUGACACCUUCGUCAUCUGCUGAAACCUGUCCUACC